Molecule: messenger RNA, 1695 nt
Organism: Drosophila rhopaloa
Lineage: Eukaryota; Metazoa; Arthropoda; Insecta; Diptera; Drosophilidae
Gene: lft
Product: protein limb expression 1 homolog
Exons: 4
Coding region: 649-1455 (268 amino acids)
Biological process (GO): autophagosome maturation
Cellular component (GO): cytoplasm
Source: RefSeq, a predicted model, not a curated record
UGGCAUCACUGAAACACAGUAAUGUAUCCAGUUUUUUUUACAUUAGUGCAGAAAGGUUUCUCAUCUUGUGGUGACCUUAGUUGCCCGUUCCUCUGGAUGAAAUAAAAGUGAAAAUUAAUAAUACAAAUGUAUAAAAAAAUAUAUAUAAAUAAACCUGACUAAUGACAAUACACUUUAGAUGAAAAAAAACAAACUUAAUGUAUGCAAUUUCACAUUUAUAUUUGUGUUUGUGCUUAAAUUGUGUUAUUUUACGGCAAAACGAUAUAAAAACAUAUAUUGUCACUGACUAUCUGAAUAUACCUAAACGAAAGACUUAGGCGACAAACUCGAUUUUAUAAUUAUCGGUGGAUGUUGGGAUGUACAUAUGUUUAAAGACGUGGCAGUGUCACCAGUGCAGCAACACCACUCUUGUAUAUGUAUGUAAACAUAUGUAUGCUGUUAAUGUAUAUUAUUUCCUGUGUGAUGAAAUCCAGAUUGAGUUAAUUAACGACAUUUAAUUUGCUUAGAAGUUUACUGCUGUGAAAACUUCUACCCAAUAUACUUAUUAUAUGUUAAUUUCUGCGUUAUACAUUAAUGUUAUGCGGUUUUACUUGAGCUGAAAAAAACUGAACCAGUCUUUGUUCAACAUACUAUUGAAUAAUCUGUAAAAUGGUUUACCCCGAAGAACCUUUUUGGGUUUUACCAACGGUAACUGGAUUCUACGAAGAUAGAGACUAUAGAGUUAAUGUCGUUGAAGCCCUUCAAGAGUUUUGGCAAAUGAAGCAAUCCCGUGGAGCCGAAAUGAAAAAUGGGGCUCUUGUGAUUUAUGAAUCGAUACCAGCAAAUAGCCAGCCAUACAUUUGUUUCGUAACACUGCCUGGAGGAAGCUGCUUUGGAAGUUUUCAAAAUUGUCCAACGAAGGCAGAGGCUCGUCGCAGUUCAGCCAAGAUUGCGUUGAUGAACUCGGUGUUCAACGAGCACCCAUCGCGCCGAAUUAGCGACGAGUUUAUUCAAAAAGCUGUUCAGGAUGCUCGGACCUCUUUCAAAGGGACAUCGCAGAUCAACGAGGGCACAGAGUCUGGAAUAGGUGCAUUCAGAUUCAUGCUGGAGGCAAAUAAGGGAAGAACAAUGUUGGAGUUCCAAGAGCUUAUGACUGUCUUCCAACUGCUUCACUGGAAUGGAUCGUUGAAGGCAAUGCGCGAACGCCACUGCUCGAGGCAGGAAGUCGUGGCCCACUAUUCCAACCGCAGUCUGGACGACGAGAUGCGGUCACAGAUGGCAUUAGACUGGAUUGCCAGGGAACACGACAAUCCCGGCGUUAUCCGCAGGGAAUUAGUGCUCGCCGAGAGAGAGCUGGAGACCUUUCGCAUGGCUGGACGCGAACUGCGUUUUCCGAAAGAAAAAAAGGACAUACUUAUGAUAGCUCAUAAUCAACUGGGCGGUAGUGCCCUUAACUCGGCUUCCAUUGAUGAUUGAUCAAGAAAACUAAUAAGCAUCUUGCCUGAUCAAAAUUAACCACUUUUUUAGAUAAAUCAAACCAUUUCACUUUGAGUAGCGAUCAAUAUUUAUUUAAUUGGCAUACCAUAUGAUCUCCAUGAUGAAAAACAAGCGGAAAAAAUAUUACUCUUCCCACAAACACUUCCAAAUUAAAAAAAAAUUAAUUUUAAAAAUCUUUGAAAAUGUGAUUUUUAAAACAGCUGCUACAAAAAUAAGACU